AUGAACGUAAAAGACGAUGAAGGAGAGGGUGACGGAGGCGAAGAGAGCGAAUUGAAACGUUCAAGUCGAAAUUUGAACGAAAAGAAGCGCAGAGACCGGUUCAAUGUACUUGUACAAGAGAUAGCAGAAAUUGUAUUGCCGGAAAAUGAACGGAAGUUGGAUAAAACAACAGUGCUUAAACGUGCCAUAAACUUCUUACAGAAUCACCAGUCACAUAUUCGGUCUGCUCCACGACCCAGCCGGCACUCCGCUUCGACGAAAUGGCAGCCGUCGUUCGUUACAGAUGGAGAAUUCAAUUUGAUAAUGUUGGAAGCCUCGAACUCUUUUACACUAGCAACUGAGAGCAACGGAAAAAUCACGUUUGCGUCUCAAAGCGUAUUGCCUCUGUUGGGCUAUCGUCCCGAACAAAUGCAGGACACAAGCUUAUUAGGGUACUUGCAUGAAGACGAUGCCUUGAGAAUUUUGCCACUAUUGUUAAGUGUUGAGAAAAAAACUUUACCCUCGGAGGGUGAGUCUUUCCAGCUUAGAAUAAAGUGCGGAAAUUUCUACUCGAGAAAUACAUAUCAGGCUGUGGAGUGCAAAACAACCUUUAUUUCCCAGCAAAACUGUAUUGUUAUUGUAGGAAAAGUUCAUUACCCGCAACCAAACAAAAUAGUUGUCACCAGUGACUCUCAGUGUAGACAGUUCUCGUAUCGCCUGAGCAUGGACUGGAAAUAUGUAUAUCUUGACCACAGGGCUUCUUCUAUUAUUGGGUUUCUGCCCUUUGAAUUACUUGGAACCUCUUUUUAUGACUACUGUAGUCCCGAAGAAGUUUUCAAUAUUUCUCAAUAUCACAAGGUUCUGAUUGGUCGUGGCCAGGUCACUACUUGUUACUAUAGACAUCUUACCAAAGGACAGUCUUGGGUUUGGCUUCAAAGUUGUUGUUACAUUUCCUAUAAUCAGUGGAACUCCAAACCAGAAUCAACUACUUGUACAGCCACUGUGGUACACUUUGAUGAAGUGUGUGCCAAUCAAAGCAAAAUAAUUCAGCGCGACAGAGAACACUUUAAGCAAUUCUUUUCUAAUGGUGAAAAUGAUGCCAUAUCAACAACUCCUAGUCAAGGUCAUUCAACAUCUCUUUGUGCACCGGAGGAACCAGAGGACCAAAAAAUUGAUUUUAUACCACAGGAAAGUGUAGAUGAAGCCACCAUGUCUUCUGAGCAUAACAAAAACAGAAAAGUCAGUUUGUCACCCAGUCUCCUAAGCUGUUUGAUAAAAACACCCAGCGACCAGUUAAUAGAGGUCCUAAGCAACCAUAGUGGAUUGGAUUCAGAGGAGGAAGUUAAAAGCAGUGAAUUAGAAUGGCUGGAUAAUGUUGAAAUUCCAUCUGGUCUAAGCAGCGUGCAACUAACAACGCACUUUAAAUUGGUGAAAGAGUAUCAGAAAAUUGCUGAACAAAUCAGGAAGCAAGAAAGACAACUGAAGAUGAUCAGGAAACUAAUUGAGUGGAGCAGCUUACUGUUAGAGUUUGACAGCAAUUUUAGACUGACUGGAGAUUCAUCUGCUGACUCAAUAUCAGUCUCCUCUUCUAAUGACAGCUAA
Messenger RNA from Porites lobata, 1581 nucleotides. The record is from the annotation of a GenBank genome assembly. NCBI's taxonomy places the organism in Eukaryota, Metazoa, Cnidaria, Anthozoa, Scleractinia, Poritidae.